Messenger RNA from Recurvomyces mirabilis, 960 nucleotides. RefSeq lists its product as uncharacterized. The record is from RefSeq and is a predicted model, not a curated record. Bases 1 to 960 code for a protein of 319 amino acids. NCBI's taxonomy places the organism in Eukaryota, Fungi, Ascomycota, Dothideomycetes, Mycosphaerellales, Teratosphaeriaceae. Gene Ontology annotation, biological process: oxaloacetate metabolic process. The transcript has 2 exons. Gene Ontology annotation, molecular function: catalytic activity; magnesium ion binding.
AUGGGUUCUACGGCAGCGCAGGUUAUUCGCCGGGCUCAAUUAUAUGUGCCUGGCUCAUCGAUGAGAUUUCUGGAAAAGUCGCGAGGCAUGAAAGCAGUUGACAGCGUAGCUUACGAUCUUGAAGACUCCGUGACACCCAGCAAGAAACCUGAAGGCCGAAGAAAUAUCCUUGAGAUCCUCAACCGAGACCGUGUGCCUGGUAUUCGAGAGCAGGCCGUCCGCAUCAACUCAGUCGGAUCUGGCUUCGCACUGGACGACCUGACUGAAAUCUUGAAAGGCAAGAACCUCGAUUGCCUUGUAGUACCUAAAGUCGAUGCCGCGAGCGAUCUACAUUUCGUGACAGACGUGAUACGACAAAAGCUACCAGAACGACAUGCAGAAGGCUCGACAAACCCGAUCAAGAUCGUGGCAUUGGUUGAGAGUGCACGAUCUGUCAUGGAUCUUGCCAGCAUAGUCAAAGCAUCGCCAUAUCUCUCUGGCCUCACGUUUGCCGCAGAGGACUUCGCACUCGACCUCAGCAUAACACGAACACCGGAUUUACAUGAAUUCAUGUAUGCUCGAUCAGCUAUUGUGACAGCGGCUCGAGCAGCGAACCUCCCAUCAACCCUGGAUCUAGUGAGCACGACUUUCCGUGGCGAAGAAGGCAAACAAUAUCUACAAAACGAGAGCGAGAACGGCAAACGAUUCGGAUUCAAUGGCAAGCAAUGUAUCCAUCCUGAUCAGGUUGCAACCGUGCAGGAAGUCUUCAGUCCCAGCCCAGAAGAGGCAGAGUGGGCUGUGCGAGUGGUACUCUGCGACAAGAAAGCCGAUGAACAGGGUCGGGGAGCAUGGACGUUAGAUGGGAAGAUGAUCGACGUGCCGGUUGUAGGCAAGGCUAAAGCGAUUGUGGCGAAAGCUGAGGUGUGUGGGAUCGAUGUUGGAGCGUUGCGGGAGAGGUUCAAGGACGAAGAGCCUCAAUAG